GCGGCCCCUCCGCGUCUCUCCUCGGAGCUCCCCGGACCAGCCAGCAGCCAUGUCGGUGGCGGGCUUGAAGAAGCAGUUCCACAAGGCCACGCAGAAAGUAAGUGAGAAGGUUGGUGGAGCAGAAGGAACCAAGCUAGAUGAGGACUUCAAAGAAAUGGAAAGGAAAGUUGAUGUCACCAGUAGGGCUGUGAUGGAAAUAAUGGCCAAGACAAUAGAAUACCUUCAACCAAAUCCAGCUUCCAGAGCUAAACUCAGCAUGCUCAACACCAUGUCCAAAAUCAGAGGCCAGGAGAAAGGACCCGGCUAUCCUCAAGCUGAGGCUCUACUAGCAGAUGCAAUGCUGAAGUUUGGCAAAGAACUUGGAGAUGAGUGCAACUUCGGACCAGCUCUUGGAGAUGUUGGGGAAGCUAUGAGAGAACUUUCUGAAGUGAAAGAUUCAUUGGACAUUGAUGUGAAACAAAAUUUUAUUGAUCCCCUUCAAAAUCUUCAUGACAAAGACUUGCGGGAAAUUCAGCACCACCUUAAAAAACUGGAGGGCAGACGCCUGGACUUUGAUUACAAGAAGAAAAGGCAAGGCAAGAUCCCUGACGAAGAGCUCCGUCAAGCUCUGGAGAAGUUUGAUGAGUCAAAGGAAAUCGCUGAGUCAAGCAUGUUCAACCUGCUAGAGAUGGAUAUUGAACAAGUGAGCCAACUUUCUGCACUUGUACAAGCCCAGCUGGAGUACCACAAGCAAGCCACCCAGAUCCUACAACGAGUUUGUUUCAAGCUGGAAGAAAGCAGAAUAAAAGAGGCAGCAGUACAGCCCAGAAGAGAAUACCAGCCGAAACCACGCAUGAGUUUGGACUUUGGAAGCAAUGAAAAUUCUCAGCACAAUGGAGGGAUAUCUCAUGCCACCACCCCUAAGCCAUCAGGUGUUCCUAUGGACCAGCCAUGCUGUCGAGCUCUCUAUGACUUUGAUCCAGAAAAUGAAGGGGAGCUGGGCUUUAAAGAGGGUGAUCUCAUUACCCUUACUAACCAGAUUGAUGAAAACUGGUAUGAAGGUAUGCUUCAUGGCCAGUCGGGCUUUUUCCCCAUCAAUUAUGUGGAAAUUCUUGUUCCUUUGCCUCAUUAGGAUGGCUGAGUCACCCUGUCUUGAGUUCCCAACCCCCAAAAAAGUCAUCUGUUGAUACCACUGCUUAUAAAAUUAAAUAAAUGAAUACGUAAAAUGGCUGCUUACUCCACAUCACAAGUCCAAGCUGCAGUGGUUUUAAAAAAAGUCGCCAGGCCCCAGAGACAGUCUUUGGUUUUCGUGUUGUUGUGCCGCAUAGUGGUGAUACGUGGUAUCUUCUCAAAGCAACACAGCUGGGCACACGUGAUUUUCACAUGACACUCGUGGUUGCCAUGGAGAUGUCGUUUUCACAGUGAUGGGGAUCAAAGUUGGUGGCAAGAGAUGCGACUCAGUAAUACUGUUGCAGAGGGCCAAGUGGUUGGAUUAUCAGAGAAGAUAAAGCCUAUCACCACUCUACUGUAAUUUUAGUUCUCUGUGCAAGAGGGAGAAAUGUCCUUGGUCAUUCCAUCUUUCCCAUCCCAAGGGACAUGGUUUUUGCAGACCUAAUGUUGCUAACCAGCUUUUCGUGUCUUCUCAUCUCAAAAAUGACUUUGAGUCCUGCCCUUGGAGAAACAGCAUAGUGUGUUACUCUGGUUUCUCAAAAAAUGAGCUGCUGCCAUCUCGUACAUGGUUGGCGUGGAGCCAGCUUUUAUAUACUAUGGUAUUUAAUAAAGAGCCUGUUCAGUAUCCAGGUUAAAUUGUUAAAAGUAUCCAAAGGAUAGACCAGUGAAACAAAGUGUAUGACUGCAAGUCAAAUAUGGCUGUUCAGAAAUUCUGAACAUAAUAACCAUAAUGCCACCAGCAAAUACAUGUUGCUAGAGGGAAAAUAAAUGUAACCGUUGUUCACUUCAUAAAAUGUCUGGGCACAAAUACCGCUUACAAUUGUAAACACCAAGAGUCCUUAUUCUACAUAGUCCCUAAAAAAAUUAAUGAAAAGCAACUCUCACCGUGUAUUUUUAUUUUCAUCUACCUUGUGUUCUUUGAACAUCAUUUAUGUAUAUUCUGCCCUCAAUGAGGACUAAAUAAAAACAAUCUUUGUGCUAAGCAAUUAAAGCAACAUGUGGCUAUAUAUGCAAAAAUGUUUGGGGUUUAAUUUCUCUAAAUGUUCCUGUUUGGUUCCCCCCCCCCCAGUCCUAUUCUCUGCAUUUUUGUGUGGAUAGUGUUGUGUCUAGCCAAUUCUCUGUUCCUUUUGGUAACUGUUGUAAGACCUUGUUUAAUUUGGAUUAUCCAGAGUUCUAUUUAUCUAUAGAUACCUGUACAGACUCUUCCUGCACUGCUCCGGAUGUGCCACUUCAGUAUUGGAUCAUGUGAAAUGAAGCAAUCCUCCAGCUUUUAAUGUACAAACUAUAUCAUGGAAAGCAUUGAUAUUUAAAAUAAAAAAGUGCUGACUGA
Molecule: messenger RNA, 2479 nt
Organism: Gekko japonicus
Lineage: Eukaryota; Metazoa; Chordata; Lepidosauria; Squamata; Gekkonidae
Gene: SH3GL2
Product: SH3-domain GRB2-like 2
Exons: 9
Coding region: 50-1111 (353 amino acids)
Biological process (GO): synaptic vesicle uncoating
Cellular component (GO): presynapse; cytoplasm; glutamatergic synapse
Molecular function (GO): protein binding
Source: RefSeq, a predicted model, not a curated record